ACAUUUCUAUCAAGUUUUGUGAAGAUUUAUUCCUGUCUUAUGAAUUAAAAAAUAUUUCUAUUAAGUUUUGGGAGAUUUAUUCCUGUUUGGUAGCUGUCAACACAUGGGAUUUACGCCAAGUUUCUGAUAUAAAUGGUAAUUAAGAGCUGUGUAGAUGAAUCCUACUGAUGUUAGCUGAACUAAUGAUGUUUGGUAGUGUUACGAUUUUUCUGUGACUUCCUCCAUUGCUGGCCACAAAAAACGUUUUGAAGUUUUUACAGAGACUAGAGAGAUAGAGAGAUAAGGUGAUACAGAGAUAUAAAGAGAUAUAAAGAGAUAUAAAGAGAUAAAGAUGCUUCCCUCACUGUUGGCCUCACUUCUCCUGCUAUUCUGUGGCGGUGAAUCAAUUAAAAUACAAACCCAAAGCUUGAACCGGAUAGAAACGACGUACAGGUCCAAGCUUAUUGAGCGGGCAAACAACAAGUUGUUUAAUUUUAAAGCGGCCAAAAAUGUGAUCUUGUUUCUGGUGGAGGGCCUCGACUCCCACACGAUGUCGGCGGCGAGGAAAAUCUUCCACCAGCUGGGGGAGACGUCCAUCGAUAACAUUAAUGAGCUGGACACCUACGUCACAGGGUUCCUCAAGCCACAGAGCCGAGACAGCAUGGUGGCCGACAUUGCCGCGGCGUCCUCAGCCAUCUUCAAUGGCCUGCCUGAGCGGAAUGGCCAGAUGGGGUGGGUGGAGCAGGAGAACGCCACCUGCGGGGAGUUUGACCCGGCCAAGAAGUUGCUGCCCAACCUCUUCAAGCUGAUGUCACAGGCAGGUAAAUACACCGCCUUGGUGACGAACUCGCGGCUGACGUCACCAGGUGUGGCAGGGACGUACGCCUCCAGCCCUGACAUGCAGGUGGAGUCAGACAUCCACCUGAAGGAAUCGGGCUGUGACGACAAGAGGUUCAAGGACAUCGCCAAACAGCUGCUGACCAACCAGGACUUAAACGUAAUCAUUGGCUCAGGUAGAAAUUAUUUCAUCAAGAACUCAACUCUUGUCUCUUUACCUCUGUCACGAUCAGACAUCGAUCUAACAAAGCUGUGGCAGAUGAACAAGAUCCUAAAGAAGAGGACUGCCAGCAAAGUCGUGGAGGGGAAACUACAAAUCCUGCAACAUCUGUCUAACCCAGCCAACCAUGAUUUGGUCGGUUUCCUACAAACGCCGGAAUCUUACCCUGAGCUAACUUCCUAUCUUCAAAACCUGAUUACUUUCUUCAAUCAGAAGAAAGACAGUAAAGGCUACUUCAUUGUCGCACACACUGACCAUCUGGCACUUAUUCAUGAAGCCACCACCGCCUACAGACUGGGCAAAAUGGUCAACGCCAUCCUUUCUGAUAUCAACGCAGCUAACGUGAGAGUUGCUCAGACUGAAUACUGUUUAUUUUUUCAGGAGUUGCUAAGACUGAGAGUUGCUCAGACUGAAUAUUGUGUAUUUUUUCAGGAGUUGCUCAAACUGAAUACUGAGUUGCUCAGACUGAAUACUGAGUUGCUCAGACUGAAUACUGAGUUGCUCAGACUGAAUACUGAGUUGCUCAGACUGAAUACUGUAAACCUUAUUUUUUCAGGAGUUGCUCAGACUGAAUACUGUAAACCUUAUUUUUUUCAGGAGCUGCUCAGACUGAAUAUUGUGAGUUGCUCAGACUGA
Messenger RNA from Physella acuta, 1672 nucleotides. Its product is annotated as intestinal-type alkaline phosphatase 1-like. Gene Ontology annotation, biological process: dephosphorylation. Lineage: Eukaryota; Metazoa; Mollusca; Gastropoda; Physidae. Gene Ontology annotation, molecular function: alkaline phosphatase activity. The record is from RefSeq and is a predicted model, not a curated record.